AUGUCUAGAUUUUGGAGCGCUACAAAUUUUAUUAAAAGAAUUUCUUUUAAUACAAUUAAGCGGCCAGUGACUGGGUUUAAAAGUAUUGUUAAAAAUAUACCGAGUAAUAAUGAGGAAAAACGUAAUUGGAGUUAUUUUAUGAUGGGAUUUACUAUUUUUGGAUUUAACUUCUCCAAGGGUGAGGAGGAAGUAGAACCGGAACUUAUAAUGACGAUAAAACGAUCAAUACUUCUAAUUCAGAAAGGGGAAUAUAAAAAAGCAGAACAGAUGUUGCACGUAGCACUGCGUCAAGCCCAGACUCUUGGUCACUUCGAAGGUAUUACUUACGUGUACGACGUGAUGGCUAAUUUAGCUUUCCAAGUUGGAGAAAUUCAGAAAGCUAAGGACCUUUUCAAGACUGUUAUGCAGAGACUGCUGUCGACUGGCACUGACCAGAAUGAUACUAAGAUUAUUCACAUAAGCUUGAAGGUUGCUAAACUCUUUGAGCAAUCUGGGGAUAUUAAAACAGCUGAAGAGGGAUAUAAGUUUUGUAUUGAGAAUAUUGAAGAGCACGCUAUUAAAAAUCCAACUGAUGAAGAUAUCUUGGUGCUCUGGGCAAUGAGUCGUGAUUGGUAUGCACGUAUGCUUUUGUCUGAAUCACGUCUCAGCGAAGCGUUGGAGAAUUAUCAGAAAGCUUAUCAAUUGUGUGUUAAAGUUUAUGGAAAUAGUCACGAACAGACUGUGGUUCUGCUGAACGAUCUAGGAACUGUUUACUGCCUUUUGGGACAGCAUGAUCGUGCUCUCGGAUAUUUGAAUGAUGCUAUUGAAAGAGGAAUUAAAUUGGAAGAUUGUCAAGAGCUAAGUUCGGUUUACGUUAAUUUAGGGAAUGUUUAUAUUAAAAAAUCUCUGUACAACCAGGCUAAGAUGGCAUGCUUUGAAGGACUAAAACGUGCUAAAAAGAAUGAAGAUGAGGCGUGUCAAGAACAAGCUAAUUCAUGUCUUGACGAAGUUAAAAAAUAUUUAAAUACUGUAACAAAAAUCGACAAUGGUUAA
This is a messenger RNA of Cotesia congregata, 1032 nucleotides long. The record is from the annotation of a GenBank genome assembly. NCBI's taxonomy places the organism in Eukaryota, Metazoa, Arthropoda, Insecta, Hymenoptera, Braconidae.